UCUCUCUUCUUUCUCUUUAAUUUGAAGUUCUUCUCCCACUCGGAACGCGCACUCGUGCCUGCUCUUAUUAAUUAUUACAGUGUCUCCUCAUACAAAGGCCGCGGGGUCGUCUACCAACUUCGCUCCUUUCUUUUUCGUUGUCUCUCUUCACCCAAUCUCCUGCGUUUCGUUUCAUAUUCUCUCUGCAAUGGCCUUUUGAUCAAGUCAUCAUUUUAGAUCUGUUGCUGGUUUGGUCGGAAUUACUGUGCAUUUUUGGCUACAAGGCCUGGUGGUUGCCUGUACUGGCAUGGCUUCUAGCAAUCCAUUCUUUGAUGAUAUACAAAGCAAAUCUGAUGUUGAUCCUCCUUCAAAUGAAGAGCCAAUGGAUAUCAUUGAGCUUGUGAAUGAUCCUGCACAAACUGCACUAAAAUCUAAUGUGGCUGUUACAAGCAGUGUUCAUGAACUUUUAGAGUGUCCCGUGUGUUUGAAUGCAAUGUACCCUCCAAUCCACCAGUGUUCAAAUGGCCAUACUUUGUGUUCAGGUUGCAAACCCAGGGUCCACAACCGGUGUCCUACCUGUAGACAUGAGCUCGGCAAUAUUAGAUGCUUGGCAUUGGAGAAGGUGGCUGCAUCUUUGGAACUUCCCUGUAAAUACCAGGCCUUUGGGUGCAUGGGCAUAUAUCCUUAUUACUGCAAGCUGAAGCAUGAAUCUCAAUGUGCAUAUAGACCAUAUAACUGUCCAUAUGCUGGUUCAGAAUGCAGUGUCAUUGGUGAUAUUCCUUUUCUGGUGGCCCAUUUGAAAGAUGAUCACAAAGUGGACAUGCAUAAUGGGAGCACUUUUAAUCAUCGUUAUGUCAAAUCAAACCCACAAGAAGUUGAAAACGCCACGUGGAUGCUUACGGUCUUCAGUUGCUUUGGUCAAUAUUUUUGUCUACACUUCGAAGCUUUUCAGCUGGGGAUGGCUCCAGUCUACAUAGCCUUCUUGCGAUUUAUGGGUGAUGAUAAUGAUGCAAAGAACUAUAGCUACAGUCUCGAGGUUGGUGGUAAUGGGAGGAAGAUGACAUGGCAGGGCGUGCCUAGAAGCAUCAGGGACAGCCACCGCAAAGUUCGUGACAGUUUUGACGGGCUUAUCAUCCAAAGGAACAUGGCCCUCUUCUUUUCCGGGGGAGACAGGAAGGAAUUGAAGCUAAGAGUUACGGGGAGAAUUUGGAAAGAACAGUGAUUGGGAUAUGGGUAUUCUUUAUGUUGCUAGCAGAUCAAAGAUAGUUUGUAGUGCAGCCUAUUUCUCGUAGUAAGUGGUAUGAAUGAAUGUUCUGCUCAUGUACUGUCUUUUUUGGGUAAGUUAGGAGGCGAGGCAAAGACUCUUUGCUUUUCCUUUUGUCAAAUACAUGAACAGGAUAGUGUCUGUAAUAUGGAUCUCAUUAUGAUGAUAUUCAUGAAUAGAGACGUAGAUUUUUAGCUUGCUU
Molecule: messenger RNA, 1445 nt
Organism: Neltuma alba
Lineage: Eukaryota; Viridiplantae; Streptophyta; Magnoliopsida; Fabales; Fabaceae
Product: E3 ubiquitin-protein ligase DIS1
Exons: 5
Coding region: 287-1201 (304 amino acids)
Biological process (GO): multicellular organism development; ubiquitin-dependent protein catabolic process
Cellular component (GO): cytoplasm
Molecular function (GO): zinc ion binding; ubiquitin protein ligase activity; protein binding
Source: RefSeq, a predicted model, not a curated record